AUGGUUCUACUUCUUCUUCUUCUUCUAAUUCUGAGUUCUGACAAGCUUUUUGAGAAUGUUUUUCAUACUUUUGUGAAGCAUGUGGAUUUUAGUACUAUACGGUGUGUCGUAAUAGGAAGUCCUGGUUGUGUAAAAGAUGAGUUUCGAGGUUAUUUACUCCCAGAAGCACAGAGGUUGAAGCUGAAGUCUAUUGAAGACAAGAAGUCACGCAUUGUUGUUGCCACUACAAGUCCAAGUAAUACACAUAAUUUGAGCGAGGUUUUGAACGACAAUGCAGUCAUAAAUUUGAUCAGAGAAACGAAUGUUGUGCUAGAGAUUAGGGCGUUUAAGGAGUUCUUAGACAUGGUAACGAGUAACUCUGAUCGUGCAUGUUACGGUUCCAAGAGUGUGGAAACUGCACAUGAGAUGCUGGCAAUUGAGACCCUUUUGAUCACCGAUGAUCUUUCAGGAGCGUUGAGAUUGAGACGAGGCAUAAGUAUGUUGGGUUGGUUAAGUCAGUGA
Quercus robur (English oak) is the source of this 501-nucleotide messenger RNA. Its product is annotated as protein PELOTA 1-like. Gene Ontology annotation, cellular component: cytoplasm. Gene Ontology annotation, biological process: nuclear-transcribed mRNA catabolic process, no-go decay; RNA surveillance; nonfunctional rRNA decay. Bases 1 to 501 code for a protein of 166 amino acids. The record is from RefSeq and is a predicted model, not a curated record. The transcript has a single exon. NCBI's taxonomy places the organism in Eukaryota, Viridiplantae, Streptophyta, Magnoliopsida, Fagales, Fagaceae.